This is a messenger RNA of Kockovaella imperatae, 576 nucleotides long. RefSeq names its product P-loop containing nucleoside triphosphate hydrolase protein. Bases 1 to 576 code for a protein of 191 amino acids. The record is from RefSeq and is a predicted model, not a curated record. Gene Ontology annotation, biological process: small GTPase-mediated signal transduction. The transcript has 5 exons. Lineage: Eukaryota; Fungi; Basidiomycota; Tremellomycetes; Tremellales; Cuniculitremaceae. Gene Ontology annotation, molecular function: GTPase activity; GTP binding.
AUGCAGACCAUCAAGUGUGUCGUAGUAGGAGACGGAGCUGUCGGAAAGACAUGUCUCUUGAUCUCAUACACAACCAACAAAUUCCCCUCUGAAUAUGUUCCCACAGUCUUUGACAAUUAUGCCGUGACCGUCAUGAUUGGAGAUGACCCAUACACUCUCGGCUUAUUCGAUACUGCCGGACAGGAAGAUUACGACCGUCUUCGACCUUUGUCAUAUCCUCAGACUGACGUUUUCCUCGUCUGUUUCUCCGUCACAAGUCCGGCGUCAUUUGAAAACGUCAAGGAGAAAUGGUUUCCCGAGGUCCACCAUCACUGCCCAGGUGUCCCCUGUUUGAUUGUUGGAACUCAAGUCGAUCUGCGUGACGACCCAUCACACCUUGAGAAAUUGUCUAGACAAAAGCAGCGGCCUAUUACGAAUGAUCAAGGCGAGAGAUUGGCCAGAGAACUCGGAGCUGUCAAAUACGUCGAGUGUAGUGCCCUGACUCAACGAGGAUUGAAGAAUGUCUUUGAUGAGGCCAUUGUCGCUGCGCUGGAACCGCCCGUCGUCAAGAAGCCGAAAAAGUGUGUAAUUCUGUAG